CGCCACUGCUUGCCACGCGCAUCCACGCUCCGCCCUCGGGCCCUUCGCCAUGGAUCCGCGGGGCGAUGCCGAGCUGGCAGACGAUGCCGAGCCGCUGCAGGGCGGAGCGGUCCCGAGCCGCCGGCUGAGCCGCCGGGCCGUGGCCGCGGCCGUCGCCGGACUCGCCGCCGUGGCGGCCGUGGGGGGCUUCGCGUGGAUCGAGCUGCGCGGAGGCAGCGCGGUGGAGGUCCAUCGCAUCGCACCGCUGGACGACUGGGAGCAGAUCCCGGGCAUCGAGGACUUCGUGCGCCGCGCGCAGGACCUAGAGCUCGAGCAGCCCGUCGUGGUGCCGCUGCCGAGCGCCUGGAACCUCACGGAGUGUGUGAUCGACGCCCUUCAGGCCUAUGCCUACUUGGGCCAAGCGAUCCUAGAGCUUUGGAGCGCGAUCGACGUGGAAGGCAGCAAGUGCCCCGACAACACGCCGGCCGGCUGCUCCGUCUCCGUGUCGGGCUUCUUGACCUCCGUGUCUUGGGUGGGCGCCUACAUCUCCAUGGCGGCCAACGCCUGUGUGGCAAUGGGCAACCAACAAGCGACUUGCGCCAAUGACUGGCUGACUCUCACUUCGAGCUUGGGGGAGAUUGCCACCGCCGGAGCCGCAGUCUCGGAGGAGUGCGACUUCAACAAGGAUUGGGUGAAGCUGUUGAAGCUCAAGGGUGAGGAAGCCGAGGAGGACGAACCGGACUGGCGGAAGUUCGUCCCAGCAGGGGCCGGUCCGACGGUGGACACCGCGCUGAAGAUCCACGAGCUCCACCGGGCUCACUUCAACAGAGAUAUCUCCUCUGCCUUUUGCGCUAUGGAUGUCACCAAUGCUGUCUCAUACUUGGUGCGAGAGGUGAUUCAGAUCAAAGUGGCCAUCCAAUCCUGCCCUCAGCCCACUGCCUGUGCAGUCAGCAUCAUGAACGUUCUGGCCUCCUUCGGGUGGAUGAUUCGCUUCGCGGCGGUGGGGGUCACGGAUUGCGCCCACUCUGACAACCAGAAGGCCAGCUGCGCAGCGUACAUCGCGGACUUGUGCCUUGGGUGGGCUGUUGAGGUGAGGAGAAGGGGAGGCCUGGAAGUUUGGUCCCAUCAGUGGCGGCGGUCUUCGGCUGCGCGGAAAACCUCGCCACGGGCGUGGGAUCUUUUUUGGGGACAGAUUGGGGACAUUCGAUGAAACCGGAGGUGAGUUUGAAGUUGGUGAAGGAGGAUGCUUUCAACUCGAUGUUUUUCUGCGACCGGUGCCUGCGCCGUGCCGAACACGCCCAGGUUUGCAGGUAUUGUUGAUACGCCGGCCACAGGUGUUGCGACGACCCAAGACUGUAUCAGCUGACCUCCCGCUGCUUGCGGUGCUGUGCGGUGUGCGCCUGGCUCGACUCGAUUCUUUUUCUCUCCGGUCUAGCCUCAAGACUUGGCCAGAGACCAGUUGCGUCGAGUUCCGCCCCUUUUUUUAUCCCUUUCCUUUUCGGGAUUGGCCAAAAAGGUGACUCUGCAAUUGGAUGCAAUUGGCUUUUUCAGCCGCUCCUCGAGGUAAGUACUUGAGGUAACUACUCGCGGCGCACUCGUGUGUUUUUUCAUGCGAAGGAGGGCUUCUUUUUUGGGGUGGCCUCCGCAGGUGG
Durusdinium trenchii is the source of this 1631-nucleotide messenger RNA. Lineage: Eukaryota; Dinophyceae; Suessiales; Symbiodiniaceae. The record is from the annotation of a GenBank genome assembly.